UGCCAGCAAAGCCAUUGUUCCCAAUGUGAGGCUCAGCUCGUACAGUCCCUUGCAAUGGAACAAGAUGUCGUGCGCAAGUGCUUGAAAUAUUUGACUUGUGAUGUGUCCUCUCCGCUGCCAUCUGCUGACAAACAAGCAACUGCUGCAUGAGUAGUUGUCUUGACGUUUUACUCGCGUGCCCAAUUAGUGCCGUGUGUCCCACCGUACCGAAUGAGUCUGCGAGAAUGCAUUGUUAGGUUACCAGCCGGCCGUUAAACCUGCUCUACAAUACAAACACGAUCCCGCAUAAGCCUAUCGGAGCAUCAAAGAAACGGACUCUGUCAUCUCAAAAUCGCUGCGGUCACUCCUGAGCAAUUCUACACUCUCCGUUGAUGUGAGGAAUUUCCUUCCAUUCUGAUCCUCAAUGCAGAAGGAGCAACAGCUUGAAAACUACAUCCCUGAAGCUCAGUGCAUACAGGAAGCGGUGCUGGCGCUUAUUCUUACUAGCACUUGUCAUGAAAUACUCAAACUUUGAGUCUGUAUAAGUCGCUUGUCGUUCUAGCCGCCUUGCUAACAAGGUGCAUCAUUUUUGACAUUUUUCUCAGGUUUGCUUUUCAACUUGCUCCCAGAAAGUGUUGAAUUCCAGGUGGAGCAACAUGGAGGAAGAAGAUUAUACCUCCUAUUCGUAUUCUUACUUCUCAUCCUAUUACGACUACAACUCCAGCACACUCGGGGCUGAACCAGAGCUGAGGGUCCACGCCGUCUUGGUGCCCAUUGUGUUUGGGAUUAUUACGAUCGUGGGGCUUCUGGGUAAUGUGUCUGUCGUGGUUGUUAUCGCCCGGAAUCGAUCAAUGAGGACUGUCACUAAUUUCUUCAUUAUGAAUAACGCUAUCACUGAUAUGGUCUUCAUUGUCAUCUGUGCCCCAAUCACGGCCUCGCAGUUCAUUCUCACGGACUGGAUUUAUGGAGACUUCAUUUGCAAAACCGUGGCAUUCAUGCAGUAUGUUUCUGUCCAGGCGUCGUGUUCUACAAUUACUGCAAUGACAAUAGACCGCUAUAUGGUUGUGCUUCACCCAAUGAAAUCGCUUCACACAAGAACGGUGCGGAGAGCCACAUUUAUUAACAUCGUAAUAUGGAUAACAUCGUUUUUACUACACAUUCCUGUUGCCGUGUUCUACGAAAUGGAAACAGUCGUGACGGACGGAGAAACUUUUUGCGCCAGAAGGUUUAUUAGCCUGGACGCACAAAAAGGUUACGAGUUCUACGCUGUGUCCAUCAUGUAUGUGCUGCCGUUCAUUGUCAUGGCAUUCUGCUACCGUCGGAUUCUGCGCACUGUCUGGAGUAAGUACCUCGUCGUGUCGUCAUCUACACUGGCGCAGCGAAGACGCAGAUGGAAGAUCACGCGCAUGACGUUAUUGGUUGUUGUGUUAUUCGGCGUUUGCUGGGGACCAAUCCAUGCAAUGCAUUUGGUGGCUUUGUUUCAGCCUAAGCGACGCCAUGCCAGUGACUCAUUCUAUAAUUUCAACAUCUUCUGUCUUUGCCUCUCCUAUUCUAACUCUGCCAUUAACCCAUUUGUUUAUGCCUUGAGUGGGCGGAGCUAUCGGAGUCUUUUAGUUGCCUGCUUGCCGGGUAAGCAAAGGAAUAGCGCAAAGAGCCCAAUGGGAAGCACUCGAACAAGGGCAGGGUCGGCACAGUAUUCUUACGAGAUGAAUAUAAUGCGCAAUGUUCAAAAUGGCCGAUCGCAAAAGGCAAAGUACACCCAUUUUUACCUUGGUGGAGGCCGCCAUGUUGUUCGGGCGGCGCCAGAGUAGAAGAGGCAGGAUUGAUUGAUUAUCAGGCGACCCAGGGAUCCACUUGCUAUUGUCUGUGUAAAAGAAAUUUCCAUCAGACAUUAAACUGCUCGUGUUCAAAUUUGUCUACAAUAAAUAGUUAUGUCGUUCAUGUAACAAAGGGGGGGCGAUAUUAUUUUCUAUGAUAAUUUCACAUUAUUGUUUACUCUGCUGUAGAUAUUGCUCAUUUUCCGUUUUCUGUUGGACGUAGCCUCUGCCCCAUCACAGCACUGGAGGGUAGAUUUCCAGGUUUUUUUUUAAGUAUUUGUUUGUAUAUACACAGCCCAACAUUAGACCAUGUCACUUGUUAUGUAAUAUCUGUUGACAAAAAAGUAGCUAACCCACCUUUCUGCUAUUUAAUUCCUUGUUGCACUGAACAAAUACUGUUUGCCAAGCACCAGCAGCCCGGUGAAUCGCUUUGCUGCUGGG
Molecule: messenger RNA, 2237 nt
Organism: Acanthaster planci (crown-of-thorns starfish)
Lineage: Eukaryota; Metazoa; Echinodermata; Asteroidea; Valvatida; Acanthasteridae
Product: G protein-coupled receptor 54-like
Biological process (GO): G protein-coupled receptor signaling pathway
Cellular component (GO): plasma membrane
Molecular function (GO): G protein-coupled receptor activity
Source: RefSeq, a predicted model, not a curated record